CCAAUUCUCUUUUGUUCUUCGAUUCCAUUCUUCUUCCUUUCUUCCCCUUCUCUAUCCCAUUCUCCUCCAUUACUGGCAAACCCGUCUUCCCUUCUUCUUCUCCGGCAUUGGUGAUCUUCCUUUCAUCUGUGACUUCUUCGUCCCUUCAUUGCCCCUCGAUCUCUCUUUGGUUCAAGCUUUUCUACCCUAGCUCUUCCCUUUAAUAAAACCCAGUAACCAACUCUAUUCUUGAUCUGGCUUUCACUACAUUUUGGCAUCCUCUCACUCCUGCCCCUUUCUUUCUCUACAGCCAUUGGGGCUAAGCCUUCCUCUCCACUCGUGCCUCAUUCCCUUCCGAUUGAACCAUAUAAAACCCAAUGGUCUCGAUCUAGGUUUGGCAAUAGUGGAAUAGUUGCGCACCUUGUCGGAAGUGAAAUCCAGAUCUGACACGGGGGGGAUCAGUGCGACGAGGAUCCGGGGUUGUCAUCAUCCUCAGACAUUUGAUGGGCGCAGUCGUGAUGCAUGAGAGAGAGAAACUUCCCUCCCCAACCUUUCCACGCACAGCCUCUGAUCUGAUGAACCCUUUUCAAGCUUUCAACUUUCGUAAUGAUGAGAUUGAAAUUUCAGAUCCAAAAUCAUGGGUAGGGGAAAACGAAUAGAAAAUUAUCGAAGGUUUUUUUCUGUUUGGUGAGAGAGAAAGUGGAGGAUGGAGGGAUGGGAUUCUAGUAUGGGAGAGAGAAUGGAGGUAAGCUUAGUUUAAAUGGUAACAAUGGGAGAGUGAACAGUGGGCAGUGGUGGUUGCUGUCUCUCUGAGCACUGGGAUUCUCAUCUCCAUUUCUACACCUGCAGAUUGAAGGGAAAAAAACUAUGAAUCACAAACAAAAGUGCGAAUAUUUG
Molecule: messenger RNA, 876 nt
Organism: Rubroshorea leprosula
Lineage: Eukaryota; Viridiplantae; Streptophyta; Magnoliopsida; Malvales; Dipterocarpaceae
Source: the annotation of a GenBank genome assembly